CCCAUUCAGAAGGCUUAAAAGAGGCAACGCAAAGCAAAACACUGGCAUUACACAGUCUUAAAAUGAAGUCCACAGCACACACUUUCCCUGCUCUUCUGGUGCUGGGAAUCUGCAUCCAAUACAUAGUUCAGACAGUAGAGAGUCAGCAUAUUCCAAACCGCUGCAUUUGUCUAAAGUCCAAGAACGGAGACAUGGGUCCAUUUUCAGAUUUCACGGUCAUCUUAAAAAGACCUGGCUGCACAAGAGACGAAAUCAUUGUGACACUGAAGAAAGGAAACAAACAGGUUUGUCUUAGUCCUCAUGGACCUCAAGGCAAAAGACUCCUGAAAUGCUGGCACAGAAAACAAGAGUUGGGCAAGAUCGGUAAGAUAUGCAUGGGAAGACUCCGACCACGUCCUCAGAAGAGCAAGCAUGCCAAAUCAAAGUUGAUUUAAAGAUACUCAGGAAAGCACGAUGGCAACUACUGUAAACUACUGUAAAUGAUAGUCUUGAUUGGUUUUUUAUAAGCUUUAUGUAGCAAUUUGAUUGUUUUACAACUGCAUAAAAAGGGUGAACCUAGAAAUAAAGUAAAAAGGUCAUGUUAUUGCCGGUUUGGUGUAGUAUUAAUAAGUGAAGGGGAUGUAUUUUGCACACUGUACAUAUGUAUAUAUUUUUUGUUAAAUGUAAUUUUUUUACUAAGCUUUACAAUAAAUAAAUUAAAAAAGAA
This is a messenger RNA of Silurus meridionalis, 706 nucleotides long. RefSeq names its product C-X-C motif chemokine 9 (gene cxcl-c13b). Gene Ontology annotation, molecular function: CXCR chemokine receptor binding; chemokine activity. Lineage: Eukaryota; Metazoa; Chordata; Actinopteri; Siluriformes; Siluridae. The transcript has 4 exons. Gene Ontology annotation, biological process: chemokine-mediated signaling pathway; inflammatory response; antimicrobial humoral immune response mediated by antimicrobial peptide. The coding region runs from base 63 to 434 and encodes 123 amino acids. The record is from RefSeq and is a predicted model, not a curated record. Gene Ontology annotation, cellular component: extracellular region.